Molecule: messenger RNA, 2234 nt
Organism: Varanus komodoensis (Komodo dragon)
Lineage: Eukaryota; Metazoa; Chordata; Lepidosauria; Squamata; Varanidae
Gene: IDS
Product: iduronate 2-sulfatase
Exons: 9
Coding region: 38-1741 (567 amino acids)
Molecular function (GO): iduronate-2-sulfatase activity
Source: RefSeq, a predicted model, not a curated record
GGAGGGAGCGCCUCGCGGCGAGGGCGGCUGCCCGGCUAUGGGGCCGGAGCGGCGGAGGCGAGCUGCCCUUGCGCCCCAGUUCCGCCGGCUGCUUUGCGUCGCCGGCGUCUUGCUUGGUUCCGGGGUUGCUGGGGCCGUCGGGACGGAGAGAUCCCGCCGCCGGUCUCCCGCAGUUGGCACGAACGUGCUCUUCAUUAUCGUGGAUGACCUGCGGCCGGCAUUGGGCUCUUAUGGAGACACCCUUGUGAAGUCGCCCAACAUCGACCAGCUGGCAUCGAGAAGCGUUGUGUUCCAAAAUGCUUUUGCACAACAAGCGGUGUGCGCCCCAAGCAGAGUGUCCUUCCUCACCGGGCGCAGGCCUGACACCACCAGGCUCUACGAUUUUGAUUCCUACUGGAGGGUGCAUGCUGGCAACUAUACCACGUUGCCCCAGUAUUUCAAGGAGCACGGCUACAUCACCAUGUCGGUGGGCAAAGUGUUUCACCCAGGGAUUUCAUCCAACUACAAAGAUGACUAUCCAUACAGCUGGUCUUUCCCGGCUUUUCAUCCUUCCUCGGAAAAAUACGAAAAUGCACAGGUUUGCAAAGGGAAGGAUGGAAAGCUGCAUGCUAACCUUAUUUGCCCGGUGGAUGUUUCGGAGAUGCCCGAGGGGACUUUGCCAGAUAUCCAGAGCACGGAGGAAGCCAUCCGCUUACUGAAAGUCAUGAAAGAAAGCAAGAACAAUUUUUUCCUGGCUGUUGGAUAUCACAAACCUCAUAUCCCAUUCAGGUACCCACAGGGGUUUCUCAAAUUGUAUCCCUUGAAAAACAUCACACUGGCCCCAGAUCCGAGCAUUCCUAAAGGACUCCCUUCUGUGGCUUACAAUCCUUGGACAGACAUCAGGCGCAGGGACGAUGUCAAAGCACUGAACAUCAGUUUUCCUUAUGGGCCAGUUCCAGAGCACUUCCAGCGGAAGAUUCGCCAGAGCUACUUUGCAUCCAUCUCUUACCUGGAUAUGCUAGUCGGGAAACUGUUGAGCAGCCUGGAUGAUGCUGGACUUUCUCAUAACACAAUGGUUGUAUUCACAUCUGACCACGGCUGGUCGCUGGGUGAGCAUGGCGAAUGGGCAAAGUACAGCAAUUUUGACAUUGCGACCCGUGUGCCACUCAUGUUUUACGUGCCGGGAAUGACGACUCCCCGCCCUCAUGCAGGACAAAAGCUUUUCCCUUUCAUUGAUCCUUUCACCCGCAUUUUCAGCCGUCUGCCUCCAGGGAAACCCAAACAAAUCGUUGAGUUGGUGUCUCUCUUCCCAACACUUGCUCAGCUAGCUGGACUAGAAGUUCCACCCUUGUGUCCCCAGACGUCAUUCCGGGUCCCGCUGUGCACUGAGGGACACAGCAUGGUUCAGUAUUUCCCAUUCGUGGAUGGAGGACAAGAGAAGGACAGUGAUGAAGGAAAAGAAUCUGGUACCCCUGUUGCUUUCAGCCAGUACCCCCGUCCAGGAGAUGUUCCUGAGCUGAACUCUGACUUGCCAGCACUUAAAGAUAUAAGAGUGAUGGGGUAUUCAAUACGCACGGCUGUGUACAGGUGUACUUUAUGGCUUGGAUUCAAUCCCAACAACUUUAAGGUCAAUCUAACUGAUGUCCAUGCAGGUGAGCUGUAUUUUGUAGAUAUGGACCCCAACCAAGAUCAUAACAUGUACAACAAAAGCAUCCUGCAUGGGGAUCUCAUCCCGAAACUGUGUGAUAUCUUGGAGUGUUAGACUGGGGGACUGGCUUCCCAUCUGUAGGAUUUUGUUACUGAGUUGACAGGGACAGUAUGUCAUAUACACAAAGAGAUCUCUCUCAUGGUAGUUGUCUUUGUAGCAGGUAUUCAUGAGCCUGCUGUGUGUUUUUAAUGAUAUUUGUUCAUUGUUAAAGAAUAAAGACUCCUGCCUCUUUUUUCGCACUCUUAUUAGGUUUGGAGAUAACGAUUGUGAACUUUGACUGAUUUCUUAAGUGCUAGAAAAAGAAGACCCCACACACUGAGUGUGGUGUAGUGGUUAAGAGCAUGGAACUGGGACUAGUCUGCCCAGCCAUGGAGCCAACUGGGUGGCUUUGAGCCAGUAAUAGACUCAGCCCAACCUACCUCCCAGGGCUGUUGUUGUGGGGAUAAGAUUGAGAGAAGUACAAUUGAGAAUGCUGCCCCGAGCUCCUUGAAAUGAAAGUAGAUGGGAUAUUGAUCUACGAGUAAUAAACAAACAGACUUCAAAUUAA